CAGCCUGUUUGGAAAAGUGCUUGAGAACAUCCAGAAGUGAUUGGAGGAGCAGAAAACCCUUCCCCCCUGCACCUGACUUGCGGGUAUUUACGGCACUUUUCAAGGCGCCUCUGCAGUGCCACUACACAGCGGAGUGCAUGGAGCAGACAAUGCGAUAGGGACCGAUGCGCUCGCAGUGAUAGUGUGCGUGUUUGCUGCACCGCUGCGUCGACCCGAAAGGAGACUCUGCAAGAAGGAGAAAGCCUGCGUUCAAAAUGCCACGCUCCUUCCUGGUCAAGAAACAUUUCAAUUCAUCUAAGAAGCCAAACUACAGCGAACUGGACACUCAUACAGUGAUUAUAUCCCCAUACCUGUAUGAAAGCUACCCGGUCCCUAUCAUACCGCAGCCAGAGAUCCUGAGCUCUGUAGCUUACAACCCCAUUACUGUGUGGACUACAACCGGGCUGCUACCAUCUCCUCUACCCAAUGACCUCUCUCCGCUUUCUGGAUACCCCUCAUCUUUGGGAAGAGUCAGCCCACCUCCACCAUCCGACACCUCCUCCAAAGAUCACAGCGGUUCAGAAAGUCCCAUUAGCGAUGAAGAAGAGAGAAUCCAGUCCAAGCUUUCAGACCCUCAUGCCAUCGAAGCUGAAAAGUUUCAGUGCAGUUUAUGCAACAAGACCUACUCCACUUUCUCUGGGUUGGCCAAACACAAGCAGCUGCAUUGUGAUGCCCAGUCUAGGAAAUCGUUCAGCUGCAAGUACUGUGACAAGGAGUAUGUCAGCCUGGGAGCACUUAAGAUGCACAUCAGGACCCACACGCUACCUUGUGUCUGCAAGAUCUGCGGCAAGGCUUUCUCCAGACCCUGGCUACUUCAAGGGCACAUCAGAACCCACACUGGAGAGAAACCGUUUUCCUGUCCUCACUGCAACAGGGCUUUUGCAGACAGAUCCAAUCUGAGGGCUCAUUUGCAGACCCACUCGGAUGUGAAGAAAUACCAGUGCAAAAAUUGCUCCAAAACUUUCUCCAGAAUGUCUCUUCUGCACAAACAUGAGGAAUCUGGCUGCUGUGUAGCACACUGAGUCAUGCAGUCAAUGUUUACCUGGACUCAAUGCAUUUCUCCACUCCUGUUCCAAAUGAUAAGUGGAAAUCCAAAGGCAUUUUCUCUUCCACUUUCCAGCCAAAAAAAAAAAAAAAAACCAAAAAAACCAACAAACAAACAAAGUAGUGGAAGAACUUAGAAUGUCAGUAGAAAGGAGCCUUAAGUAGUUCUGUUUAGUUACACAUUCACAUUCUUAAGUGUGAACUCUGAGAUACGGGAAAAGAUGCCAUGCAUGACAUUUCAAGUAGAUUUAAAGGAAGAAGCAUUAUCAGCUUUCUUUAUAGAUGAAGCCAAAUCUGUGUAGUCUUUUCUUGCUUAGGAAAGGCUGCAAAGUUACUGAUACAUUCCUGCCAAGCCAUUUCAACCAAAGAAACAGUAUUUUAAUGGAACUUUUGAUAAAAAAAAAUACUACCCAAGUGAAUUUUACUAGACACCAUUAAUCUCAGGUGCCUUAAAAAGUAUUCCAAGUUUACCUUAGUAAAUGUUUAAUAUUAUUCAUUGCUGUGUUGUUUUUUUUUAAAAAAGUUUUAUUUUAUUAAAGCCAAGGCCUUCACUAAUGAUCUAAAAUGCUUUAAAGAGGGAUAAUUAAGAGAGGAAAAUGUGUAAGAGAAUGUACAAAAAACUCAAAGCCACGAAGUAACCGCAUGUGCCUUUAUUAAAAAAAAAAAAAAAAAAAAAAAAGAAAAAGGAAAAAAAAGAAGACUGUAGCUUCAAACAUUCCUGGUGCAUGCCUGACCAUCUUCUAAUAUGGAAUCGUUCCUCUAAACUUUGCUAUUUUUUAAAAACGGGAAUAAGUGCAAGAGAGGGGACUCAUGGGAGUUUGACAAUUAUUUUUUUGUUAAAUGCACAAAGGAAAUGCAAUAUUUUCAGCAUUACCCCUCCAAGUGCCUUUUUUAUUGAUGAUUUUGUAAAGUAUGUGGACAUAAUGUAAAUAUUUUUAUUUUUAUAUGACUGAAUGUGUUAUGAAUGAAAGUGAAUUGUUGCCUAUAGCAGCAUCUAUAGAUAACUUGAAGAAAGCGUGAAGUGAAAUUUAUGGUUUUUUUCUAGCCACUUUUUUACAAUAAACAUUUUUAAAUAA
Molecule: messenger RNA, 2159 nt
Organism: Phasianus colchicus (ring-necked pheasant)
Lineage: Eukaryota; Metazoa; Chordata; Aves; Galliformes; Phasianidae
Gene: SNAI2
Product: snail family transcriptional repressor 2
Biological process (GO): regulation of DNA-templated transcription
Molecular function (GO): RNA polymerase II cis-regulatory region sequence-specific DNA binding; DNA-binding transcription factor activity, RNA polymerase II-specific
Source: RefSeq, a predicted model, not a curated record